Messenger RNA from Heterobasidion irregulare TC 32-1, 1656 nucleotides. RefSeq lists its product as uncharacterized. Lineage: Eukaryota; Fungi; Basidiomycota; Agaricomycetes; Russulales; Bondarzewiaceae. The transcript has 8 exons. The record is from RefSeq and is a predicted model, not a curated record. The coding region runs from base 1 to 1104 and encodes 367 amino acids.
AUGGCUCUGGGCAAAAAUUGCGAUGCCCUCAAACUAUGGACGCACUGGGGUCUACAAGCUGCGAGGAUGUGGAUACCACGACACCAGACGUCAGCAUACCUCAAGCUGCAUCGGACCAUGCACGCAAUCUCGGGCAAGGCUAUUCUUCUUCGUCCUUUUGACAGUGGCUGCAGCCAAGGGGAUAGAAAGCCAACAGUUUAUAUGGCUACCCUAACACAAUUCAACAAGACGACAUUCGCGGGGCGUCAUGUUCGAUAUUUUCACUUGAAGACCAUUCAUGAUAUGGUCACUACCAUUCACAAUCUAUCCCCACCAAUCCCCGGCACUUCUGUCGGGCUCAAUGACACAGGCUCCAUCACAGCUGUCGCUUUUGCCACGGAAAACCACAUAUCCCAUAUUUGUUGGGAAAAGAGAUUACAGCACGUCUUUCACAAGUUCAAGAAAGAUCAAACCAAGGUUUCCUUCUUCGGUGACCCAAAGCAGCGUGGUUGCUUGAUCCCACCGCGUGGGGCCGAGCAGGCCAAGCUCAAAAUCAUCCCAUCUUCGAUAUCAAGCAUCUCCGAAACAGCCUACCUUUUGGAUACACACUAUAAAACUCUUAUUACUCUCCGAUUUCUAUCCAAACAUGUGUACGACAACAAGCUUCGCUCCGAACGUGCUAUAAAGAGACCAAGUCGUAUUCAGUUCAUGGAUGUUUGCAAAGGAGAGGAGCGGAGAUCGGGGAGUAAGUCCAAGAACAUAGAAGAGGUGCACACAAUCGUGCGACUGGUCAAACAGUAUUAUAACAAGACGGACUUCUGUGUCAUCACGCCAUAUGCCGCUCAGAGAGCGGCCAUAUCAAUGCAGCUGAAGAAGGAGAACCUGCGCUUUGAUCGCGUCUUCAAUGUUGACAGUUUCCAAGGCAACGAGGCGGACUACGUGAUCGUCUCGGCUCUUCCUGCGCUCGAAGAACCGGAUAAACGCAUGCUCACCCGGUGCAAGAAAGGCAUGGUCAUCGUCACCAGCCGACAGUUUCUCCGGGGUGGCGGCGGCGGAAAGAUGCUAGGGCUGCUCGUGGCGGAAUUCGAGGCCAAGUGGAGAAGACCUGGACGGACUGGAAACUAGUGGCGGAGGGAAAGGCUGGGAAAGGCCGGUGACCCCACGGCGCAGGCGUCUCCGCACGACUGGCCCCGUGUAACUGACCACUUCUGGGGCAAACACGGCUUCCAGUAGCUUCCAGUGUCCCUACCGGCAGUCAUGCACGCAACAACGCUCUGGAGCGCAGAAGGCGUCUUGUUUCGAAGGCCGUCAAUAUAUGGUUCAGGGCACGUCUGACUGUGUCAGCCAGGAGUUUUUAAAUUCUAGAUUCGCGGUCAUGGUCGGGCGCAACAACCACGUCUGAGCACCAGACCGAGCUCGUACAGAGGCUGGAUCCAGGAGAAGGUUCCCGUCUCAAAGCAUAUACUUUUCCAAGUCGUCUAAAUGGGUUUGGGCCUCGUCAAGAGGUAAGAAAAUUCACAUGUACAGGCGGAUCAUUACAAGGCAUUCUGCGGACGUCGAACGAGCUCGAACGAGGCAAAGAGAAUUAUAUAUCAUACAAUUUCACAUAUCGAUGCAAUGCAUAUGGGCCAUUCUUGGGUCCAUGGUUACCUCCCAGAUCAAGUCUAGUGCAGCUCG